AUCGUUUCGUCAAUGAAGUGUCUGAAGUGUUGGAUUUUACGUCAUUUUAGAUAUUUUCUUGUAUUUGUAUUCCGUUUUCUUAUUGUGCCUGUGAAAAUGCUUUGUGGCAAGAAAACCGCCAUAUUCUUUCUACUCAUCAGCAUUUGGGGCACCAUACAAUUGUCGUUGAUGGGCAUUUUCUAUGCCAUGAAGUCGGUGGCAUUGAUUGAGGAUAUACCGGUUGACGAAAACUAUUCUAGUUUGGAGGAUUUUCAGAAGGAUUCCGAUGAGGCCUUUCAGGCAGUGGCCGUACGUUGUUUUGUUACGGCCGUAAUAUAUCUAUGCACGGCCAUUAUAUGCUUCAUAUGCUUGCGCCGGAAUAGGGCAAAUGAGAGGAGGCAACUGAUGCAGCAGCAGCAACAGAAGGCCCAGAAAGAGAAGGAGAAGAUGGAGAAGCAUCAAACACCCUUUGUUGAGCCCCAACCAAUUCCACUCAAAACCAAGUCAAGAAGAAAACAGUAAAACCCGCAAAUGCAUUUAUCGUAUAGUGCUCUCAAGGGACUGAGGAAUAAACUAGGGUUUGGGCCAGCCAAGAGUUGAUCAAUUUUCUAUUUGCAUAAAGAGUUCUAUAACUUUUGCCAAAAAAUUUGACUUUUUUUGCUUUUGACUGAAUAGUUUUGAAGAACCAUCUACCAGAUUCAUGAGGAGUAGGAGGAGUGGGAUUGGAGUAGGAGAGUUAAAAAAAAAGUUUCUUUAUUAUGCAUUCGUCUCAACUAACCAAUUUUGACAAGUUUCUUGUUGUUGCUGCUGUUGCUGCUGCUGCUGGUAGCUUGUUGCUUGUUGCUGGUAGUGCACGUGACACCUUCUUUUUCUUGGUCUUAGUUUUGUUUUUUUAUUUUUUUUAUUUUUUGGGUCUCAUAAAU
Molecule: messenger RNA, 902 nt
Organism: Drosophila willistoni
Lineage: Eukaryota; Metazoa; Arthropoda; Insecta; Diptera; Drosophilidae
Product: ribonuclease kappa-B
Exons: 2
Coding region: 13-501 (162 amino acids)
Molecular function (GO): RNA endonuclease activity
Source: RefSeq, a predicted model, not a curated record